AUGGAAGUAGAUCGAGUCGCGUCUGAUUCGGAAAACGUGGCGGUGGACGAAAAUGCGGUGGAGAAACAAGUCGCGGACGGGGCCGGAGACGCCGCUACCUCCCACACGGAGAAGUUGCGUCGCAAGCAUAAGAAGUACGCUCGCAGUAAUAGCAAGGAAGGCCCGAGUCCGGUAACGACACCGCUCCCGAAAUAUCGUAGUUGGAAAAACAGCCGACGUCCCCGCAACGGUCAUGGCAGAGGGCUGCCUAAGAAAGGCGGUGCCGGAGGAAAGGGUGUGUGGGGAGCUCCCGGGUCGGAACUCCUCGAGGAGUACGUUGAGGACGCGAACGACCCCAACUACGACUCGGAGGCCAUUACCAACGGCGACGUCGAGUUCAAGCAGGUGAUCAUCGAAGCCGAUCCUGAGGAAAUUGUGCGAAAAUCCGAACCGGUGAUAUUAGAAUACUUCGAGCAUGGUGACACUAACGCUGCGGCCGAGGACUUCCUGGAAUUCGUUACUUCGAUGAGGAGUCAUUUGGUUUGCGAAACAAUUAUAGAAAUAGCUCUGGACCACAAACCGUCCCACUGCGAGAUGGCAUCCGUGCUAAUCUCCGACCUCUAUGGCAGAAUAUUCUCUGCUAAAGACAUUGGCUAUGCGUUCGAGCGUCUGCUGGACAAGCUCCCUGACUUAAUCCUGGACACUCCGGACGCUGCUGUUCUGUUGUCCAACUUUAUCGCUCGCUGUGUGGCCGAUGACUGCCUGCCCCCUAAGUUUGUACAGACGCAGGCUCAACUAGACCUUAAUCCUCCUGCCCGACAAGCGAUACACAGGGCGGAGACGCUGCUCUCCAUGAAGCAAGGUUUAGUUCGACUGGACAAUAUUUGGGGAGUCGGCGGUGGUAUAAGGCCGGUGAAGUCGCUGAUCCGGCAGAUCCAGCUGCUGCUGAAGGAGUACCUGACGUCCGGCGACCUGGCGGAGGCCAUGCGCUGCGUGCGCGAGCUGGAGGUGCCGCACUUCCACCACGAGCUGGUCUACGAGACGGUGCUGCUGGCGGUGGAAGCGAUCAACUCGGGUGUGGAGGAACAGCUGUGCACGUUCCUGGCGGAACUGCGGCGCUGCGUCGUCGUCACGCCCGACCAGAUGGACAGGGGAUUUCUCCGCGUCUUGGAGGACAUGUCUGACAUAGUAUUGGACGUCCCUCUCGCCUACAUAAUGCUGGAUCGUUUUGUGGAGCGCUGUACGGCGCGCUUUCGACUUUCCGACCACGUGCUAGCUCGUAUGCCCACCAGAGGUCGCAAGCGUUUCGUUUCCGAAGGCGACGGUGGCGCCAUAAAGGACCACGCGCUCAAGCUGAGAGAAUAAACCUGCGCUACACACAGCCACACACAGAUCUCAGCGUAAUAGUAUUACAAAAACUAAAUUUUUUUUCAAGAGCUGACGAAACUGCAAAAUUAUAAAAAAAAACAUUAGACAUCUACAAUAUUCACUGAAGCGUUAUUUAAAAAAAAAAAGUAGACUUGUCUAUGAUUAUAAUUUAUUCUACUGAUGUAGUUUAUGUUUUUUAUGUUUCUUAUAGUAUAAAACGCGUUAAAAAUGUGAGAAAUAUUUGUAAUUGUAUUCGCCAGCGCUUUUUUAUUAUUAUUUUUUUACAAAAAAGUUUGUAAUUUAAUUGAACAUACAGAUAAUAAAUGGUAUUUUUAGAAUUA
Melitaea cinxia (Glanville fritillary) is the source of this 1688-nucleotide messenger RNA. RefSeq names its product programmed cell death protein 4 (gene Pdcd4). NCBI's taxonomy places the organism in Eukaryota, Metazoa, Arthropoda, Insecta, Lepidoptera, Nymphalidae. Gene Ontology annotation, cellular component: cytosol; nucleus. The transcript is spliced from 10 exons. The record is from RefSeq and is a predicted model, not a curated record. Bases 1 to 1344 code for a protein of 447 amino acids. Gene Ontology annotation, biological process: negative regulation of DNA-templated transcription.